Molecule: messenger RNA, 4047 nt
Organism: Dendrobium catenatum
Lineage: Eukaryota; Viridiplantae; Streptophyta; Magnoliopsida; Asparagales; Orchidaceae
Product: pentatricopeptide repeat-containing protein At3g26540
Exons: 2
Coding region: 1202-3343 (713 amino acids)
Biological process (GO): RNA modification
Cellular component (GO): intracellular membrane-bounded organelle
Molecular function (GO): RNA binding; protein binding
Source: RefSeq, a predicted model, not a curated record
ACUUCGGUUUGCUGCAACAAUGAAGGUGCUACGAACCAUACCUCUUCCAUCGAGUUCUAACUUUCGCCUCUUCCGAUGCCCCCGUUAUCUGUACAAGCUGCAGCUUCAUUGCCGGUUCAAUCGCCCCCACAAGCCCUACUUCUGCAAAAGUAUCCGCGUCUUCUCAGAUAGGCUUGCAUUCAGUAAUAUCUGUUUGUGGUACUGGUAACCCUGUUCCACAAAUCUGUGUUGCUUGUUUUGGAUAGCCUGGUUUAGCCAUAGAAAAUGUUCAACGUCAUGGUGAUUCUCGAGCAAGUGGUCCUGAUGUUCGAACAGCAUGCCCUUGGGAAUGUCUCGUUUCCCAGACAACAAGUCCGCAAUUCUUCAAUCUUUGACCGGACCAGUGGAUUCCAGCAUGGGCUUCUGAAUGAACUGUUACGGGCUCACGUAUUCAAAAUCUUGUUCUUUAUCAUCUGUUUCUGGAUAAAAUUUAGUCUAUAGCUUUGAUUUCAUACCUGAACACUUCAAUUUCAUCAUUAGAAUCCUCAAGCCCUUCUCCAUUUCAACGUAUAGAUGUGCAGGUAUUUGUUAAAUACCAACCUCUACCUUUGUCCAACCUGCUUCAAUCACUUCUUCUUCCAUCCGAUUUUUGGUAAAAUCUUUCUAUGAAUUUGAUCAUUAGGUUGCCAAAUUCGAGCGGUAAAACAACUAUUAUGAUGAUUUUUUCUUUCCAACUAUUAUGAUGGUUGUGAAUCGACUCAUCCGCUCAGCCAAUGUAUUACUAGCUUAUUUUAUGAAGACUGAAAUCUAACUAUUUAGACUUCUUCAUAUAGCCAACUUUAUAAUAUCUUAUAUAAGGCCCAAAUUUAUGACUUAUUUAAAAAAAAUUUAUGUUAUUGCUUUGAUUAGUUUAGUAUAUCAAAAUCAUAUGGACUACUUGAAUAUUAAAGAAAAAUUAGUGAAGAAUCUACCAAAUGUUAUCAUCUCAGGACUAUAAUGAGAGCAAUUGUCUUAUUUUAUUUACAAUCAAUUGUACUUAAAACACUUAAUUGAUAAUGUAAAAAUGUACACGUCUAAAAUAUUCAAUAUGACUUGCAGAAAGAUUAUUUUUUAACUAUAUGAGACCAACUUUUUUUCUCUAAGCGGUUCCGGUGCCAGCGACAGGUUGCACAGACGAACACCACCACUCCCAAAACCCAAACUUUAUGAGAGAAAUUUUCCCAUGGUGGUUACCGCUUCUUCCAUCCGCGAACGUCUAAUCCGACAUGCCCUACGCCACAGAAACCCUACCAAAACCCUACCCCGCCGCCCCAGGGAUCCACCUCCCUCUUCCUCUAUACUCCACCACAUUGCCGCUGGCGACCUCCGCGCCUCCAUCACCGUCCUCCGCGCCACCCCUUCCUCCUUCCCAGCUUCCGUCUACUCUCGCCUCCUCCAUCUCUGCGCUUCACGCCGAGCCCUCGUCGCCGCUCGUUGCGUCGAAUCCCACAUUAUUUCCUCUUCCUUUCCCUCCCCACCUUCCACUUUCCUUCUUAACCGCGCCAUAGAGACUUAUGCUCUGUGCGGUUCCAUUUCCGAUGCACGCGAACUAUUCGACGAAAUGCCCCACCGGACUGGCGGUACCUGGAAUGCCAUGAUCUCUGCCUACGCUUCUGCUGGUUGCCCUUCUGACGCCAUUGCGCUCUUUGUCCGGAUGAAUGUGAGUGGUAUACGUCCAAAAGAUGUCACAUUUGCAUCAGUGCUCAGGUCGUGCUCCAGCCUUCUUGCAUUAACUCUUGCAAGGCAGGUACAUGGGCUCAUCUUGAAAUUUGGGUUCUGUGUGAAUGUGAUUCUGGGGACUUCACUUGUUGAUGUUUAUGGGAAAUGUCAGAUCAUGGAUGAAGCACAUAAGCAGUUUGACGAGAUUCCUGACCCGAACCCUGUUUCCUGGAAUGUAAUUGUUAGGAGGUAUCUUGAUUUUGGCCAAGCGGAGAAAGCUUUGUGUAUGUUCUUGAGGAUGAUCCACGUUGGAGUUAUACCUUUGAAUUUUACUGUUUCGAGUGCACUUGUUGCUUGUUCAGAUUCAUCGUGGCUUAGUGUAGGUUGCCAAAUCCAUGGAAUUGUUGUGAAGAACGGUUAUGAGACGGAUUAUAUCGUUGAGAAUUCAAUCAUGGAACUGUAUGCAAAGUGUGGGUGUAUUGAGGAUGCUCGGUGGAUCUUCAAUUGCUCUGUUUCCAGAGAUGUUGUAUCAUGGACCUCAAUGGUAUCUGGAUAUGCGAGCUGUGGAAGAUUAAAUGAAGCCGAGAAGCUGUUCUAUGAGAUGCCUGAGAGGAAUGUGGUCUCUUGGAAUGCAUUGCUUGCAGGAUAUGUGCAGUCUUUUAACUGGGAAAAGGCCUUUGAGUUCUUCCAUGAAAUGCAAAAGGAAACUACAGAGAUUGACUUUAUCACACUUGGAUUGAUGUUAAACUCUUGUGCUGGACUCUUAGACUCUGAAAAGGGAAAACAGAUUCAUGGAUUUGCUUAUAGGCAUCUCUUGUUCCCUGAUAUCUUCUUCAGCAAUGCCCUCCUUGAUAUGUAUACAAAAUGUGGGAAUCUUAAAAGUGCUGACCUUUGGUUCCUUCAAAUGGGUUCCAGAAGGGAUAAAGUCUCCUGGAAUUCUCUCCUUGCAGGUUAUGCUCGUCAUGGACGAAGCGAAGAAGCCUUUGAUAUUUUCAUCGAAAUGCUAAAGGAGACGGCACCUAAUGAGUUCACCUUUAGUUUGAUGCUGGCUGCUUCUGCCAAUAUUUUCAUGCUUGAACAUGGGAAGCAAAUUCAUGCUUGCUUGAUCAGGAAUGGUUUCAAUAUUGAUGUAAUAAUUAGAGGAGCAUUAGUCGACAUGUACUGUAAGUGCCGGCUUUUAGACUACGCAGUCAGAGUUUUCGAAAAGGAAAGUUCGAGGGAUGUUGUUUUGUGGAACUCGGCGAUUUUGGGAUUUGCUUAUAAUGGGAGAGGAGCUUAUAGCAUCGAGCUGUUUGAAGCCAUGCAGAGAGAUGGGAUCAGACCAGAUAACAUCACUUUUAUUGGUCUGUUGCUUGCUUGCAUUAGUGAAGGAUCUGUCAGCUUAGGCUGCAAGUAUUUUUACAUGAUGAGUGAUGAAUAUGGUGUGAUACCGCGGGUCGAACAUUAUGAGUACAUGAUCGAGCUAUUGGGCAGGCAUGGAUCGAUGGUCGAGCUCGAGGAAUUAAUCCGGAGGAUGCCAUUUGAACCAACCAUCCCAAUGUGGAGUAGAAUUUAUGAUAGCUGUAGUAAACAUGUUUACAGGAGAUUGAGGGAAGUGAAUGGAAAAUUGAUUUCAAAACCAGAUCAGAGCUCUGCCCAAUUGCGCGAAGAUGGAAAUGUGGUGUGAAUUGAUGAAGUUGCUCGAUUAUGAAUUAUGGGCCAGUCCAAGUUAUGUUUUCUCAUUGAUGAAUCAGGAUCAGCAAAUGUAGAGAUAAUUUGCAGCGCAAAACAUCCCCUGGUUGCCAAAUUGAUCAUCCAAGACGAGUGGAUCUGUGUCGUGGGAGUUCAUCAUCGUCCAGGUGAGAGGCCAAGAAGGCAAAAUCCCAACAGACCAAGAACUGCAAUGCAUCAUAGUAACAUGCAGCCAUGCAGGCAUUAUCGUCCAUAAAAGGCAACAGGUGCCCAGAAAAUUCUCCGAGGCAACUAUGUAAGAAAACUGAAGGAGCCGUCGCAAAUAUAAACGAGGCAUCAAAGAUGUUCCAAAAGCAAUUUCAGAGUCUCCCAUUUUUUUCCUUUUGGAAAUCUUCAGACGAAUAUCUUUGAGAGGAAAAGAGAAUGCACUUGCAAAUUUGAGAUAUAAUCAAAAGCAUGCAGGAGAUCCCUUAAAAAUGACUGCAAUUGUAAUGCAUUUUUCAGUUAAAAAGUGCGUGGAAGGUGCUUCAGCAAAAGAUCCAUUGGUCUUUUCUGGUUCGUCCGGGCUUGUCUAGCAGAUUAUCUAUGGAAAUUGUCUAAACAAUGGUAUUUUAAAUUUCUAUUUUUGCAAUCGAAUAUGACAUUAUGAAUAAUAUAAUAUAUGAAAAGAAAAAAAUGUUAUUCCUCAAUUGAUUGAAA